Molecule: messenger RNA, 387 nt
Organism: Leptosia nina
Lineage: Eukaryota; Metazoa; Arthropoda; Insecta; Lepidoptera; Pieridae
Source: the annotation of a GenBank genome assembly
AUGCCCCUACGACGAGGCUUCGAAUGGUGUCGAUCGAAUCGCUUUCGACUCGAAACUCGGUCGCAUCGCUUCCGCGUUAAUUGUUAUUUACAAUGCGGUCGACGGUCGUGCCGCCCGGAGAGGUCGAACGACGGAUUAAAGAAGCGGUGCGAGUCUAAAGGUCCGGCCGCCGCGCUCGCCGCUCGCCGCGAACGAGACGGCGAGGACCCGAGGCACGCGAGAGCUUCCUCCGCCGGAGUAGAAGCCCGCGCGUGCGCUCUUUUGCGCGUCGGGCUUCCACUUAUGUGCGAAACGAGAACUUGCAGGAAUGAAGAGAUUGAGAGCGAAAAGGGCGAACCCGCCUCGCGAACGUUCCUUCAAAAUAUCAUCUAUGGUAAAUUAAUCUAG